Colletotrichum karsti is the source of this 3048-nucleotide messenger RNA. Its product is annotated as hydantoinase/oxoprolinase. NCBI's taxonomy places the organism in Eukaryota, Fungi, Ascomycota, Sordariomycetes, Glomerellales, Glomerellaceae. The transcript has 2 exons. Gene Ontology annotation, molecular function: 5-oxoprolinase (ATP-hydrolyzing) activity. Gene Ontology annotation, cellular component: cytosol. Bases 1 to 3048 code for a protein of 1015 amino acids. Gene Ontology annotation, biological process: glutathione metabolic process. The record is from RefSeq and is a predicted model, not a curated record.
AUGACUUCCGGAUCACGCCACCUCCGCAUCGGCGUCGACGUUGGCGGAACGAACACGGAUGGCGUCGUCCUGGAUCCCUCCCGGGCGUCAGAGCCGGAUAAGGGUAUCGUCGCGUGGCACAAGUCGCCGACGACGACGAACCCCAGCGACGGCAUCAACAACGCCAUCGUGACCAUGUUCGAGUCCUCUCAGAUCCAGCCGGGAGAGAUCGCCAGUGUCACGAUCGGGACCACUCACUUCGUCAAUGCGCUGAUCGAGAGAGACGAGUCCAGAUUGGCUCCGGUCGCUGUCAUCAGGCUGACUAGCCAGUUCUCGAAGCACGAUCCGCCUUGUCUGGACUGGCCGGACGACCUGCGCGAGCUGAUUCUGGGCCACUAUGCGCUGUGUAAGGGCGGGUUGGAGGUCGACGGCGGACUGAUCUCGGAUAUCGACCCGGAAGAGAUCAGGGCGCAGUGUGCUAUCAUCCGGGAGAAAGGGAUCAGGAACGUGGUCGUCAACGGCAUUUUCAGCCCCAUCGACACAACUGAACGACAAGAGGAACGAGCUGCGGAUAUCAUCCGCUCGGAAUUGCCCGGAUGUACCGUCACUUGUUCGAAGGACGUCGCCAACCUCGGCUUCCAGGAGCGAGAAAAUGCCGCCAUCCUCAACGCCACGGUCCUGGACUUCGCCCGCAAGACUAUUAGGUCCUUCCAGGAGCCCAUCAAGAGGCUGGGUCUUCACUGCCCCGUCUUCAUAUCGCAGAACAACGGCACCAUCUUGUCCGGAGAUAUGGCCGCCAACCUUCCCAUAAGGACGUUUUCCAGUGGACCGACCAACAGCAUGCGCGGAGCAGCCUUUCUAGUCCAGGACCAGCUUGACGAGGCCGUCAUGGUGGUUGAUAUCGGCGGCACGACUACCGACGUUGGUCUCUUACAGGCAAACGGGUUUCCCCGCCAGCAGGCCGCCUUCAGCGAAUUCGCGGGUGUUCGUCUCAACUUCUCUUGUCCAGACGUCAAGAGCAUCGGCCUGGGCGGCGGAUCCAUCGUGCGCAAGAACGACGGAAAGCUGACUGUUGGACCGGACAGCGUGGGAUACAAAAUCAAGACAGAGGCACUUGUCUUCGGUGGCUCGACUCUCACGGCGACGGACUGCACAGUUUUGGCGAAUGACGGGAAGCCUUUUCCAUCCAUUGGCGACACCAAGCUUGUAUCGGGCGCACUGGACACAGCUGGUCUGUCGGAGUUCACCACCAUCGUCCAGAGCAAGAUUGAGAAGGUCAUCGACACGAUGAAAACAUCUCCGAACGACAUUCCGGUGCUACUUGUCGGUGGAGGCGCCGUCAUCGCACCAGAUGAGCUACGGGGAGCUAGCAAAGUACUGAAGCAUGAGUGGGCGGGCGUUGCCAACGCCAUCGGCGCUGCUAUUGCGCGUGUUAGUGCUACAGUCGAUACAGUCAAGUCAACAGAGUCUCGGACAAGUCAAGAGAUUCUGGCUGAGGUGGAGAAGGAGGUUAAAGAGAAGGCUGUCACUGCGGGCGCGAUUCCUUCGUCUGUGCAGAUUGUUGACGUUGACACGAUACCGUUGGCUUACAUUGCCAACAAGUCACGUUUCAUUGUGCGUGCGGCGGGCGAUUUCGACUUUUCUCGGACUGAUCUUGCGUCGAUCCCCAUUGGUGAUGAGGCAGACGUCACCCACAAUGAGACAAACUUCACCCGCUCGAAAAAGAGCUCGCGGACCAAGACCAAGAAGGAAGUUGACGUACUGACUUACAAGCCAGUUGUCAAGGACCGCACCUGGUACAUCAGCGAGACUGACCUGGACUGGAUCAGCAUCGGCUGCUACAUCCUUGGGACCGGCGGCGGUGGCUCCCCGUACUCGCAGCAGAUCAUUCUCCGCGAGAAACUUCGCAAGGGCGCGGUGGUGAGAGUCGUCAACCCCAACGACAUCCCAGACGAGGCUCUCGUCGGCUGCGGCGGUUACGCAGGAUCUCCUACCGUCGCAAUCGAGAAGAAGAUGGCAGACGAGAUGCAAGAAGCGCAGGAGGAGAUGUACAAGAACCUGGGCACGCCCGCGACGCACAUGAUCGCCGUCGAGAUCGGCGGCGCGAACGGCCUGCAGAGCAUGAUGCUCGGCUCCAGCACCAACAUGAACGUCCCCGCGGUCGACGGGGACUGGAUGGGCCGCGCGUAUCCGACAAAGUGGCAGACAACGCCCGUCGUCUUCAACGAGCGCAGUCCCAUCUGGACCCCGGUCACGAUGAGCGACGGCAACGGCGCGAUCGUCACCAUGUCCCGCGCCUCCUCGGACAAGCAGGUCGAACGCGUCAUGCGGGCUGCCCUGGCGGAGAUGGGCUCGCAGGUCGCGGUCGCCGAUCCUCCCGUCACUGGAGCCGAAACCAAGAGGUGGGUGGUUGAACAUACGCUUUCGCAGUCGUGGAGAAUCGGUCGCGCUGUGGCGAAGGCGCGGAAGCUCAACCGCGUCGAUAACGUGGCCGAGACUAUUAUCGAAGAGUGCGGCGGUCCCGGUGCAGCCAAGGUCCUGUUCAAGGGCAAAAUCGUGGGUGUCGAGAGGGUGCUGAGGAAGGGUCACGUAUAUGGCGAAUGCAUAAUCGAGGGUGCGGAUAUCUCUGGAUCGGACGAACCGGGCCAGCAUGGCGUGCAGGAGUUCAAGGGGUUCGUCAAGAUUCCCUUCAAGAACGAGAACAUUGCUGCCAUCAGGACAGCCUCGGCAGCUUCGGGGUCUGAAGCAGCUGGGAAGGAGAGGCAAGAAGACGUCCUGGCUAUUGUGCCGGAUCUCAUCGCAGUUAUCGAUGCACAAAACGGCGAGGCCAUUGGGACACCCGAGUAUAGAUAUGGCUUGCUAGUUAUCGUCCUGGGUAUUGCAGCGAGCGACCGAUGGACUGGAUCUGAGAGGGGUAUCGAGAUUGGCGGUCCUGAAGCAUUUGGUUUCUCUCACUUGAAGUACAACUCACUUGGCAAGUUCGUCAAGCCCAAGAGUGUCAUCGAUGAGUAUGACCCGAAGGCAAAGGAUAGUUGCAUGUGCGGGAAGUGCAAGGACCUGGGCUGGUAG